GCGGUCGUCAGUGAACCGCCCGCCAACGCCGGAGCCAGAGGGGCGAGUAGGGGGAGGAGGGGAGCCCACGUCGCUGCGACAAGUGGUUGACGCUAAGCUGUUGGAGAGUGGGGAGAAGGAGCGGCUAAAGACCCUGCUGAGAGACAGGCUGGAGGAGUGUGGGUGGACGGAUGACCUCCUGGUCUACGCCAGAGCAUAUGUGAGCAAGGUUGGCCGCGAGAACGUCUCAUUGGACGAGCUCAUACGGGCCAUCACACCCAAAGGCCGAGGGCAGGGGUGUGUGGAGGGAAGGGGUGCGUGCUUGGUUUCUUGUCUUGUAGUGGUUUUCCUCUCGUGUGCAACUUAUGUUUUCUCUGCUUGCCAUCCGCAUGUGUUUAGGGAGUGGGAGAGGGAGGAGGAGAAGGCGGGGCAGGAAGAGCAGAGCAGCAGAGACAUUGGAGUAGGAGGUGUAGCGCUCAUCUAUGAGCUCCUGAGGGCAGGGAGGUGCCUUUACGAGGCGGAUGGACGAGGCGAGGGCGGGGCAGGAGGCGGGGCAGGUGGCGGGGCAGCAGAGACAAAGAAGUAG
Molecule: messenger RNA, 565 nt
Organism: Closterium sp. Naga37s-1
Lineage: Eukaryota; Viridiplantae; Streptophyta; Zygnematophyceae; Desmidiales; Closteriaceae
Source: the annotation of a GenBank genome assembly